AUGGUAACUGAGGAAAGUCUUGAUGGAGGCUUUAAAAACACCGAUGAGAGGGUACCCUUAAAUCACAGCAUCGAGAAGGAGAAAACCAUAAGACAUAUUGGUUAUUUGUUCUGCUCAUACUCUGUGCAAAAAAUUCAGGUUGGAAUCUGUUUGCUUCUAGCAGAGCUGUGUGAGAGGUUCGUUUUCUUCGAAGUCGUCUGCAAUAUGAUUCCCUUCUGUAUUGUCAAGCUUGGUUAUCGCAAUUACCAGGCCGCCAUUUUGAACCUGUGUUUUAUUGGAGCGUCAAUCCUUACCCGGGUGUUUGCAGGUUGGCUUGCUGAUGUCUGCCUAGGAAGAAACAAACUGGUCCAUAUUUGCUUAUUUCUGCAUUUUCUAGGCUCUGCUUUAUUAUCUGUGGCUGCCUUUCCCUUGGAGGAUUUCUACAUAGGCACUCACCAUCUGAUUAACAACGGGUUGGUGGCAAGAUGGAUAGAACCCUUGCUGGGCAGCCAGACAGCUGGCAGGAACCUGGCUGUGUCACUUAGGUUUUAUUGGAUCAUGAACUUGAGUGCAACUGUGGUCUUUCUGGGAAUAUCUUAUAUCCAGCACUCAGGGGCCUGGGCCCUGGUUUUACUUAUUCCUUUUAUGUCCACACUUAUGGCUCUGAUAACUCUUUAUAUGAUGCACUAUAACCUGAUUUAUCAGCCAGAAAAAUGUUGCUCCCUCCUGACAACAUUCAGGGUGUUUGUUAAUGCACUGAAAACAUGUUGUCUGCAGUAUUGCCACCUUGGCGGAGGUGUGACAAGCUGGUUGGGCCAUGCCAAGGAAAAAAAUGGCGGUCGCUACAGUGAGCUCCUUGUGGAAGACACAAAAUUUUUCUUCAACCUUCUGCCACUGUUUAUUUUUCAUCUCCUCUACAAAACGUGCAUUAUGAGAUUCCUUCAGGAUAUUAUCUGCAGACCCACCGGCCUGCUUCCCUCUAAGAGAGAUGGCUCUUUUCUGUCAGCAUGCAUUCUCGCUGGCAAUCUUUCUGCUGCCUUGUCAGUGUUGGUAGCUGGCUUCUUGGAAAUACACAGAAAGCGCUUCCCUCCAGUGGAGCAACCUCUUUCAGGCAAAGCUGUCAUCAUCUCCUCCAUGCUCUGGUCCCACCUGGUUCUUCAAUACGUUUUACUCGGAGUGGCUGAAACCCUGGUCAACCCAGCCUUCUCUGUAAUAUACAGAUUUGUUCCAAGUACCAUCAGAGGAACCUUUAUGAAUUGCUUGACACUGACCAGUGGAUUUGCUUGUUUCAUGGGGGCACUGCUGUUGGAGUUGGUCUACCUCAUCUCAGAAGGCAAUUGGUUUCCAAACACAUUAAACAAAGGCAAUUUAGAAAACUUCUUCUUCUUCUUGGCAUCAUUAACAUUGUUGAACGUCCUGGGAUUCUGGAGUGUUUCGCAAAGGUAUUGUAAUUUAAAUCAUUUUAAUGCUCAGAACACCAGUGGAAGUAAUCUCGAAGAAACCCUUUCCCUCCAGGAGAAGUCUCUGAAAUUUUAUGGCAGUACACAGGAAUUUUCUUCGAGUAUUGAUCUUUGGGAAACAGCCCUGUGA
Messenger RNA from Rangifer tarandus platyrhynchus (Svalbard reindeer), 1569 nucleotides. The record is from the annotation of a GenBank genome assembly. Lineage: Eukaryota; Metazoa; Chordata; Mammalia; Artiodactyla; Cervidae.